Messenger RNA from Mercenaria mercenaria, 1249 nucleotides. Its product is annotated as cingulin-like. The transcript is spliced from 4 exons. The record is from RefSeq and is a predicted model, not a curated record. The coding region runs from base 72 to 1097 and encodes 341 amino acids. Lineage: Eukaryota; Metazoa; Mollusca; Bivalvia; Venerida; Veneridae.
AACAAAGAGAUCCAUGGAUACAGCCAAGUGAUCAUACCCAAUAUGGUAGCCAUAUUUAUUUAUACACAGAAAUGGUGACGCUAGAAAACGAGUAUUACCUAAGGACCAUUCUGCUUUUGUGUGAAGGUGGUGCAUAUAUUGCCAAACAGAUUAUAGGUCGAGAGCUACCAAACCAUGGAGGGGACUUAGACACAUUGUUAAAACAAUACAAGAAUAAACUCAGACAUGAAUUUCAUGAGAAACAAAUGGAAAAGUUAUUUCCAAACAACGGGUAUGACAGAACUGACGUCAAUAAAUGGGAUAUCCAAAUGCUUAUUGGCGUGAUGCUUCUCCUGUUCCGUAAAUCACUGAGUGAUGAAGAAAAACAAAAAUUGAAAGAAAUCAAGCUCAUUAGGCACGAAGUUCUAGCACAUAGUCCAUCUGCAUCAUUAUACUUAGAAAAAUAUGAGGACGUGCAAAAAGACCUUAGAGAUGCGAUUAACACAUUAGCUAACGGUUUUGACCAAACUAUCGAAGAUAAAUGUAAAGAAUACAUUACAACUUACGCAUCUGAACCUUUGGAGGUAAAGUCUGCAAUUAAGAGAUUACAGGAGGCGAAGGAUACUGACGACCUCUUUCAGGAAGUCAUUACUGUUAUUAGAAAAUCACAGGAAACGUUGUCAAAUGAAAUACAUGCAGUUGAAAGUACUGUUAGGCAAGACUUAAAAGAGACACAGCUAGCUUUCUCUAAAGACCUUAGACAGGAGGUUGGAAGGACAAAGGAAAAUUUAACAGAUAAACUGAACCUUGUUGAGGACAAUGUCAGGCAAGAUGUUAAAACAACGAAAGAAAAACUAGCAGAACAAAUGGAGAAAAUAGAAGGAGCCCAAUGUAAUACUUUUCAGGGUCUGACUGAAGUUAGCUCUCAAAUCAAAGCUUUACAGCAAUGGUUGGUAGAUAAUUUAAAAGAACAGCGGAACAGAACCAACGAAGAUUUGAACAGUAUGUCGCAGCAAUUACAGCAUAAGGCUGAAGACAUUGAGUUCAAAGUACGAUCAUACGACGAAACCUCUUCACAACCAAUCGACAGAGGCAACGUAGGCAUACCGGCAAGUUGAUUUCACACUUUGUUUAUUAAAAUGUUUCAUAUUGCAUUGUAAAACAUACAGACCUGUAAUAGCAGUACUCACCGAGGACAAAGUAAAAAUAAUCUUUGCAUAAUAAUUAUUCAAUUGAAGGUUUUUAAGUAUUGUACUGGUCUUAAAUUCUU